Cherax quadricarinatus is the source of this 7805-nucleotide messenger RNA. The record is from RefSeq and is a predicted model, not a curated record. Lineage: Eukaryota; Metazoa; Arthropoda; Malacostraca; Decapoda; Parastacidae.
UAAUGCUUUUUAUUUUAUUACAGAGUGGAUAAAAUUCAUAUUGACCCUGUGAUAUACCUGAAAAAAAAAAUUAAACACUACUUAACCAUUAUUUAGUAGUUCAGUAUCUCGACCAAUUUCAAGUGAUUAAAAUAUCUCUGAGACGUAAGGAAUAUUUUAUUAUAGAAUUUCCACAUUCCAAGAUUAGAUGGGUAAAAAUAAAAAAAAAAGCAAAAAUUCAUCAAGCAAAUCUUCUGAAGGCUAUAAUGCAGCAUCUUCUCAAGGUUUCUUUGAAGAAAUGUUUAGUACCCCUAACAAACAAAAAAGGGCAGGUAAACAAAAUACUAAUAAGAACCAAGAAUAUCCUCAAAAAAAUUGCAACAAGAAUAACUAUUGCCAGGGACAGCAAGACAGUAUUCCAGAUAAUAAAUGGAAAGAAAAUCAUGGCAAUGGAAAAUCUCAACACUAUGCCAAUAACACCCAAGAUCGAGAACCUAGGAAAAAGAAUAACAGUUCACGAGACAUGGAUUGUGAAGUAUGUCGACUUGAUUUCAAUGCUACUAGUAACAUCCCAAGAAUACUGAAUUGUGGCCAUAGUUUAUGCACACCAUGUCUCAAACAGAUUUUAAAAAAUAAUUCAGUAUCGUGUCCCACAUGCCGAUCAGUGCAUUCAAAAUUACAUUCUGCUGGUGAUGUUCCCAAAAAUUUCUCUCUAAUAAAACUGAUUGAAGACAAUGCUAGAGGUAAUUUUACUGUGGCUGGAGGCAGUAAAUCCACAGGAAGUAAUUCAUCCAAGAAUGCUUCUUCUAACUGGUCUUCAACUCCUCCAAAAACAAAAGAAAUCUCACCCCAUAAAAGUAAAUGUAUUCUUACUCCUGAAGUUACUCUGUCCUGCCAUUGUUCUAAAUGUCAGGUUUGGCUGUGUAUGGAAUGUGGUAGAAUUGAUCAUUCCAGUGGUGAGUGUUUUGUUACUCCAUACAAGGAAACAUUAUCAGAAAUGAUACAGGUGAAGAAAAGUGAAGCUGAAGCUGCAGGCAAAAAUUUAAAGGAGUCUAAGAAUGAAAUCUGCAGUUACCAGGAAAAAUUAGCUUCUUGUUCACUGGCAUUGCAGAUUACUGGUGACUGUAUUAAAAGAGAGCAAAAGCGAGUUGAAGAUAUUUUAGAAGAUGGGAAAGCUCAAGAAGUACAGUUGCAAUCAGUUGUAUCAUAUAUGUCAGAAGCCAAGGAUUUAUCCAGUGUAUUAGAAGCUUUCAAAACUGUUGACCAUUCUAUUGGUGAGACUCGGCAGUGGGCAUCAAGGGAGGACUUUGCUCAUACGGAUCGUAAAAUUCAAAAAUUAUUAAAGGAGCUUCUUCGUAUGAUACUGCAGCUUCAUUCAGCUUCAAGAAGUGUUUUUGCAAUGUUCACUAUAAACAGCACACAAGUCUUUUCCGGUCUUAAGUGUGAGGGCAAUCGCAUUCAUGUGCCUUCUCUUAAACAACUUAAUCCUUCUUCACAAACUCGGGCUGUGCCUUUCGAGUAUGUCAAGCAGUGCAUAGACAGUGCCUCAGCCCUGACAUUUCUAGAGCUUUCCUGGGGUGGUUCCUGUCGGGGUCGCGUCUAUAUACGACUGAUUGGUGACACAGUGAGAGGUAGGCAGUUUCUGAGGCUGUGCACUGGGGAGAUGGGACCUUCAUUCUGUAAAUCACUCUUCCAUCGUGUUUGGUGGAAGGGUCUUCCAGGCGAACAUGUGUGGGGAGGUGACCAUGAUAAAGGCAAUGGCAGUGGAGGAACUUCCAUUGUGGAAAGCAGUGAAUAUGUGAAAUUAUCUGCAGCUGGUCGUAGGUUACCUAUCACUGCUGGACUAGUGGCCGGAUGCUAUGAAAAGGAAAAGGUAAGUUCAAUUUUCCGUAUAUACACCAAGGAUAGCAAAAGUGCUGAAGAGGAAGCAGCAUUUGGUCAAGUGGAAUAUGGACUUAACACAAUUGAGUCUGCUUUGAAUCAUAAUUACAUUAGGGAUGUGAUUAUUUCUGAUUGUGGAGUAGUCAUUGAAUUAUAAAUGAUGCUCACUAAUAAGGAAGCUGUAGCUAGGUCUCAGCUUGCCAGUAAUAUACAGAACUUAGCAUAAAUUAAUUUUAUAUAUAUAAUGGAGCCUUUUAAUGAGGAAAUUAAUUUCAUUUUUGUAAUGACAGCAAUACCUAAAUUAUCUGGCUAGGCAAACAAGAAAAUUUUUUAGCUCCAUCACUGUGAAAAUACAUGAAAUGCAAAUUUUUCUAUGGCUUUGACAAUUAUUUAAUAUUGCUUGCAUGAUUUUGAAAAUUACUAUGUUCACUUGGAAGCACAAAACUUAGAGAAAUCAUGCAUUAUGAGUAUUUAUUAUUUUCAUGGGGAAAUUCCUAAGCCCAUAGAGGGAUGGGGUGUCAUACAGUGCCUGGGAAAUGGGAUGCAAUCAGAUUUGAUCCAAGGGAAGGGAAUAUAGCUCCAAUUCUGUGGAUCAAGAGCUCUUCACUAACUUCGAGGCCCCCACUUGAAGGGUGAAAUAUGAAUUCAGUGAUCAUAAAUUCAUUUUUUUUAUAAAGAACUUAUGACAGUAUGGUGAAGAACAUAAAAGAGACUUCCAUUUAGAAAUUUCACUAGUAAAUCCUGAACAAUAUCUUGGAAAUGCUUUUAAUAUUUGUACUGUUAUCCUAUUAUUGUAGUUAAUUUGUUUUGUUGAAUAAAAUGUCAACUGAUUUUUAAAAUUUAAUUAAUAUUUUCAUAUAGUCGGACUUGAGUCCUGGAAAUGGGAAGUACAAUGCCUGCACUUUAAAGGAGGGGUUUGGGAUAUUGGCAGUUUGGAGGGAUAUGUUGUGUAUCUUUAUAUGUGUAUGCUUCUAAACUGUUGUGUUCUGAGCACCUCUGCAAAAACAGUGAUAAUGUGUGAGUGUGGUGAAAGUGUUGAAUGAUGAUGAAAGUAUUUUCUUUUUGGGGAUUUUCUUUCUUUUUUGGGUCACCCUGCCUCGGUGGGAGACGGCCGACUUGUUGAAAAAAAAAAAUUAAUAUUGUAAAUAAAUUUUAUUUUAUAUGCAGUAAUAUACUGAAGUAAUGUGUAGGAUUUUUUGAAAAGUACAGUGGAACCCCCUGUAUCUGCGGGGGAUACAUUCCAAGCCCUGUCGCGGAUACCGAAAACCAUGGAUAGUAGUGAGCGCUACAUAUAAGUAAUUUUUUCUUUACACACAUAUCUGUUGGAGGGGUUUAGGGAUGGUGCCUGGAAGCAGUGAGGUGGUGUGAUGGUGACCAUGUGGGUGGCAGUGUUGGUGGCCUAGUGUGGAUGAUGGGUGACUGUGUGGGUGGGUGUGCAGUUGGUGUGGGAAGUAAUUAGGGUGGCUGGUGGCUACAUGACCAGGAGUGUAGAUGGCAUGUUAGGGUGUGUAGGCUGUGAAAACAGGGGUAAGGCGUGGAUGUGGGAGUGGGGCCAUGUGGGCUUGAUGCUGUGAGGGAGUGGUGUGUGUGAAAGGUGUGCUUGUCAGUGGCCUGGUGUGGGUGGUGAUUGGAUGAUGGGUGACUGGGUAGACGAUUAUGCGGUUGGUGAUAAUGAGUGUGGUGGGUAACUAAGUGGGGAAAUUGUUGUGUGAGUGGAUUGUGUAGGGGUAGGUUGUUGGUUGGGAUGGUGUGGGCGAAGGCAUGUGGUUGUGGGGGAGUUGUGUGGGUGGAGAUUGCUGGUUGGAAUGGUGUGGGUGAAGGUGUGGCCAUGGUGCAAUUAUAGGAGCAAAAGGUUUGGGUGAGAGAGGCAGGAAUGAGUUAGGGGCAUGGUAUGGGUGAAGGAAUGUGGCUGUGGGGGAUUUAUAGGGGCAAGUGGUAUGGGUGGGGUUGUUGCUGGGUGUACAGCAAGGGUGUAACCAUGGGGGGGGGGGAGUUUGAAUGAGCAUUUGGUGUGGAUGAGGUAUGUAUGGAUGUGUAUCAGCAUAGCCCAAGGUUAGGUGUUAGAUGUGUAUAAACGUUUUGUAUGAUAUUUUUAUCAUGUAGUAUGUUAUAUAAUUCUGAAAAACAUGUGAUAUCUAAAAUAAAAUUGUCAAUAAUAGCAUAAAAAUACUUGUUACAUCAUUGCAUCAUAAGCACUUCUAUGCCUCUUUGUAAUGAUGUCAAAUGAUUGUAAUAUACAUAUUAAUAAUAAUUAUUAUUAUUAUAUUAUUAUUAUAAGGAUGAGGUUAACCAUAGAGUUGACGAAGGAAAAAAGGUGAGUGGUGUGUUGAGGUUUUUUUUUUUAGCAAGUCGGCCGUCUCUCACCGAGGCAGGGUGACCCAAAAAGAAAAUACUUUCAUCAUCAUUCAACACUCACCUCACUCACACAUAAUCACUGUUUUUGCAGAGGUGCUCAGAAUACAACAGUUUAUAAGCAUAUAUGUAAUAAAGAUACACAACAUAUCCCUCCAAACUGCCAAUACCCUAAAAACAUCAUCUAUGGAUGCAAAGAAGGGAAUGUAUGAAAGUAUAGUGGUUCCAACACUCUUAUAUGGGUGUGAAGCUUGGGUUGUGAAUGCAGCAGCGAGGAGGCGGUUGGAGGCAGUGGAGAUGUCCUGUCUAAGGGCAGUGUGUGGUGUAAAUAUUAUGCAGAGAAUUCAGAGUGUGGAAAUUAGGAGAAGGUGUGGAGUUAAUAAAAUUAUUAGUCAGAGGGCUGAUGAGGGGUUGUUGAUGUGGUUUGGUCAUGUAGAGAGAAUGGAUCAAAGUAGAAUGACAUGGAGAGCAUAUAAAUCUGUAGGGGAAGGAAGGCGGGGUAGGGGUCGCCCUCGAAAAGGUUGGAGGGAGGGGGUAAAGGAGGUUUUGUGGGCGAGGGGCUUGGACUUCCAGCAAGCGUGUUAGAUAGGAGUGAAUGGAGACGAAUGGUAUUUGGGACCUGACAAUCUGUUGGAGUGUGAGCAGGGCAAUAUUUAGUGAAAGGAUUCAGGGAAACUGGUUAUUUUUUCAUAGCCAGACUUGAGUACUGGAAAUGGGAAGUACAAUGCCUGCACUUUAAAGGAGAGAUUUGGGAUAUUGGCAGUUUGGAGGGAUAUGUUGUGUAUCUUUAUACAUAUAUGCUUCUAAACUGUUGUAUUCUGGGCACUUCUGGAAAAAGUGAUUAUGUAUGAGUGAGGUAAAAAUGUUGAAUGAUGAUGAAAGUAUUUUCUUUUUGGGGAUUUUCUUUCUUUUUGGGUCACCCUGUCUCGCAGCUGACUUGUUGAAAAAAAAAAAAUAAAAAUUAUUGUAUGAUUAUUAUUACUUACUAUUAUAUUAUUUUCUUUAGAAACAUCACAUGGAAAUGAGAUUUACAACAAAAUGUUGCCAGAUUGAACUAUAUUUUGAUAAGCUUAAUUUGUUUUUCUAAUUGUUUCAAUGAUUAUCGUAGCUGCCCACCCAAGUGCAGCUUCCUCCACCUUAAUUAAAAAAUAUCGUAGUUUAUUGUUUACAUACAUACCUAUGAUAAAGUUUAAUUGAUAAAUUACACACAGUAAGUCAUUACCAACAUGAAAUAAUGAUAAAAUAUACACCACUACCACCACCACCACCUACUACCACUACCACCACCCACUACCACCACCACCACCACCCACUACCACCAUCACCACCACCACCCCCAACUACCACCACCACCACCACCCAUCACCACCACCACCCAUCACCACCACUACCACCACCCCCCACCACCCUUCACCACCACCACCCAUCACCCCAUACCACUAACACUGUUGCUGAGAAGGUGAUGACAACUUUUGCAGUGCCAGUUUGCUGCCAGUUACAAUUUUCAGUAUAUUUUUUUAUUCAUUUCUUUGUUGACUGAUCUUAACCAUGUUUUAUGCACCAUUCAAACAGUAAAAAAUGGAUGAAAUUGGACAAUAAAAUAUAUGAAACAUCAAAUUGCAACCUCAAUAUUUUUGGGCAGAAGUGAACCACAGAUAACUGAAUCAGCGGAUACGGAGGUUCUGCUGUAUUAUAUAUAAUAUAUCAGACAAUAGCUUGGGUCAUGUUGGUUAGUAUUGAUUCAUGAUAGUGUGAAUGUAUUGUGAGUAAAGGGCAGCAAUUUUGGGAAUGGUGUGUUUUUAUAUUAUGAUACAGAAUGACCCAGGUUUCCUUAACCCCUUCUCAUAAUUAUGAAAAUAUUUGUUUUUAAAUUUAUUUGCCAAGAAUCAUACUCGACAAUAAAGACAGUGGUGGUUUUCUGACAGUCUAUCAGUCUUCACAUUGUUUACCUUGGCUGUUGUGUCAAGAUUUAAUUACUGGUCUAAUAUUUGUUUCCUUACAAUUUGUUGGAACUAUCUAAUUUUAAUUAUUAGAUAGCAUAUAUUAAAAUUAAAGUUCAUCAUGAAGUUAAGACAGAGUAUGUUUUAAAACCUAGGAUAUACUAUAAGUGCUGAUGCUACAUUUUACCUGUUGGCUCAACUGCUUAACAGCACAUUUUCCUUAUAACAGAUUGAGCUUUCUGUAGGGAAAUGUCGAGAGGAUACAUAUAAACCUGACACUACCACCUACACCCUCAUGCUACUUUGUUGCUUCCAGCCUCCAACCCCCAAUUACCUCUCCACUGCCCAGAAUCCUCCAGCUCCUCCCUCCACCACUCCAUUUCUCAGUCUACCCCUCCCAGGCCAGCAGUCCCCCAAUUUUCCCCACACUGAACACCCUCUCCACAACCUCUCCAAACUAUCCUGCCUAAUGAAUCCCAUGUACACCUGCACACCCCAAUCACUAACUCCUCCUUUAUAAUCCCAUUCAGUUGCAAAGGGUUGCACAACCAAACAGUAAGGCACCUCCUUUUGUUAGCAGAGAUGUGGAUACCAGAUCUUAGACUGAUACACAUCACUAUAUCAAUCUACAGUUCUAGUAUCAUUAUAUUUUACAAAUUAAAGACUUCUUUUUUCAUGUCUUAAAAGGAAACACACUGAUGUUUUAUUUAUAUAAGUUCUCAUGUUUUUUCUGAAAUAUUUAAUAGUGUACAUUAUAAAGAGUAAAAUAUGCUUGUAAUUUUUGUGGUUAAAAUAUUUAUGGAAUAUAGGACUUCCCAAAUUUCCUCCAUGUUUAACCAUAAAACUGCUAAUGGUAAGGCUUAGUUAAUGGCUACUGAGCUAUUCCCUUGAAAGUCAUGAAGGGGAUAAAAAAACAAAAAGUUGAAGAUAUCAGUAAAAAGAAACAGAAUUCUUCCUCUGUAAGUCAUGCAAGUCGUAAGAGGUGACUAAAAUGCCAGGAGCAAGGAGCUAGCAACCCCUUCUCCUGCAUAUAUUGCUAAAUUUAAAAAAGAGAAACUUUGGUUUUUCUUUUUGGGCCACCAUGUGUCGGUGGGAUACGACCGGUUUACUGAAAGAAGAUCAGUAUGAAAUGGUUUGCCCCAUCAGAGCAUUGUACAGGUCGGCCAUCACUAAUCCAGCAAUCAGUUAACCAGUUCCAUCAGUAAUCCAGCACUAAUUUCGGCUAGCUUAAUUUCAAAUCUCAUCAUUAUACUGGCUCAGAAGUUGUGCAAAUAGUUGUAAAUCCACAGCAGCAAACCAGUGGAGGAAAAAGUAGUAAUGAAAAUGAGGAAGAUGUAGCAGAAAGUCUCUGUUGAUAGGGUAAUUAAGUGUAUUCUGACCUAACCACUCUACUCGGGCAAACUUGCUAAUCCGGCACACUACACGUCCCAAUGAUGCCGGAUUAGUGAUGGCCAGCCUGUAUAAAAUUAAGGACAAAAAUGUUACAUCCAGACAGUGGAGCUGCUUUUAUAACAUGCAUUAUUUUUCUUUUCUUUUUUAUAAUGAUUGGAAAAUUUGUUAGGUUUGAUAACAAUUUUGAGGGCUAUACUAAAGUUGAACAACUUUUAAUUACAGUUUGUGUAUUAUACUUAUUAAAUAAACAAACCAAAUGUA